UCUUCACUUUUUAUCUUACUUGAAGUUGAAGAUUUAACAACGGACUUUUUAGAGUCUGUAUAUGCAACUUUUCUCGACUUCUUCAUCUUGGCAGAAUCGUUUUGGUAUUUCGAUCUAUUUUCUCUAAAUUUCGGAUCAAACUCCAUUACUAUGCUUAUAUUUUGAGAAUUACACACAUACGAUAAAUAACUCGUAGAUUUUUUAUUUAGUAAAGUUGAAAAAAUUAAGAAAUUAAAUUAAACUCAAAUAUUAAUUAAAGAAAAUGAUGAUGCUCAACAACUUGGUAAGAUAAGAUUUGUAAAUUCAAAUUUUGAAAUCUCUUAAUUAUGUUGCUUGCAUAAAUUAUGAAAGCGUGAUAUGUACGGAGGUUGGAGAAAGAAAAAUUAAAAAAUUAGAUAUUUGUAAUUAAUUUUAAUAAAUGGAUUUUAUGUAAUAAUAAAAAGUUAAAAAGAGGUGUAUUUAUGUAAAUUUUUUAUGUUAAAUCCCAGAGCCGAAGAUCCAAAUGACAGUAAAAUUGCCUCUCCAAAUUCCUUUAACAAAUUUCUUCCUUUCUUCUUCUUCUACCAAAUUCUUCCAACACCAUAAGUUCAUCUGGAUGGCGAGCCAAAGCUACUUCGAUUAUCCGACAGCAGCAAGUACAGAUUAUCCAGUACCAUUAUCUCCGCCAUUGCCGGAGUUAUCUAAGGAAAUUGAGCCGCAUAGAGCCUUAACGGCUUCUUCUAAAUCAGCUCUUUUUACUCUUGAAAGAAGUCAUGUUAUCUUCGAAGAUGAAUGGCUUAUUGCGGUUAACAAGCCUCAAGGAAUUUACUGUGAGAGUAUUUUGUCUUCGCUUCCCGAUUUACUCAAUGACUCUGGGGAUAAAGUUUCCGAGCUUCAUUUAGCUAAUAGACUUGAUCGUGAUACAAGUGGUGUGAUGUUGAUUACUAAGUUACACAAAGUAGCAGCUAAGUUUGUAAAAGCAUUUACAGAUCAUAAGGUGCGGAAAACAUACCUGGCUUUCUGUGUAGGGAUUGCUCCAAAAUGGGAAAAAAUAACUAUAAAAUCAGGUCAUGGACGGUCAAAAUAUGGAGCUUGGCGUGUUUAUGCUGCAUCGGAUGCGGGCAGAAAACUGCCAGGCGGAUCACUAGUUAAAGACAUGGAGACCUCUUUUGAAGUAUUAUCAGUGAACGGUCUUGAGUGUUUUAAACAGGUUUCUGACUUACAAAAAGAUGAAGCUGUAGUCGUAGUUCAAGAGCAAUCAGUCAUUGGUUGUGACUUGAAAAAAGAUGAGAUUUUGGUCAGGGCAAGCCCUCGGAGUGGAAGAACACACCAAAUUCGCUUGCAUUGCCAAUAUCUUGGAAUUCCUAUACGAGGAGAUGUAAGAUAUGAAGGUGUGUAUGAGUGGAAGGGAAGCAAAUAUGAUGGCCAUGAUCUUCAUGCAGAAAGUUUAUCGUUUGAUCAUCCUGUUACUGGGAAACCGAUCCUGCUUCAGGCACCUCUCCCUUCCUGGGCUAUUCAACCUUUAAGGUCUCAGAUCAAGUAAUGAUUGAGCUGGCAGUUUUGAUAGCACUCUGAGCUCUCUCAAGUAAAUGAGAGAGAGAGAGAGAGAGAGAGAGAGUGUAUCAUUGCAUGACACCUUGUUAAAAGGCAGUAGAGGAGCACGAGAGAGUGAGAAAUUAUCAUUGCACAACACCUUUAAAGUUGCUGACGAUAUGCUAUUUAUGUGACUUUGGACUCGAGAGAAAUACACUUGUUAUUUGUAGACUAUCUACUGUUUAGGACUUUAUUUGGCAAUAUCUGCAAUUAAAUUGGAAUAUAUUGUUUAGAUGAACUUAAAUUCUGUGGAGCUUCUAGGGAGAUGUUCUCAUUGACCUUUUUAGUGACCUUAAAGGCAAUUGCAGUACACUGGCAAGUUGUUCAAUGAGGGAGGGCGUUCCGGAAAAGCAGCUGCAGGCUGCAGCACCGAAAAGGAUUUCCAUUCUGAUGUUAUUGACAUCUCAGUCAUUGCACUUUAUGCUAACCUGCAAGUUGUUCAACGAGGGAGGGGGUGGCAAAAAGGAGCUGCACGCUGCAACACCCAAAAGGAUUUCCAUUCAUAUGUUUAUUGACAUCUCAGUCAUGCCCUUAUGCUAAUUGUCAGGCUGAACAUUGCAGUUCACGUCAACAACAGUUGUAUCUUGUCUAUUAUGGUGCAUUUCAAAGAGGAGUUUCUUGUUAUUAGUGUUUGAUAUGUCUCCUCUGUUGGGUAACGUGGCUAUGUGCAUAAGAUUUUUAUGGUCCUGGAGCUUCCUUGCUCUCAUUUAACAUGUUGUGUUAGUUUGUGCUCCAGAGAGAUAUGACUAAUUCCUAUUACUCAUUUAUAUGUUAGAUAAAUUUUGUUUCUUCUUUGUUCAUCUUGAAACAACUAAGCAAUACCACGUUUGUCGAUAAGUUUUGAUUGUUUUGGUUCCCUAGAAGGUUUCCAUGGAUAGAGAAGUGAAAUAUAUCAGCAAUCAGUUUUGUGCCGAA
This is a messenger RNA of Capsicum annuum, 2487 nucleotides long. Its product is annotated as RNA pseudouridine synthase 1. Gene Ontology annotation, biological process: pseudouridine synthesis. The record is from RefSeq and is a predicted model, not a curated record. Bases 503 to 1522 code for a protein of 339 amino acids. Gene Ontology annotation, molecular function: RNA binding; pseudouridine synthase activity. The transcript is spliced from 3 exons. NCBI's taxonomy places the organism in Eukaryota, Viridiplantae, Streptophyta, Magnoliopsida, Solanales, Solanaceae.